Messenger RNA from Saccostrea cuccullata (small rock oyster), 8527 nucleotides. RefSeq lists its product as uncharacterized. The record is from RefSeq and is a predicted model, not a curated record. The transcript is spliced from 54 exons. Gene Ontology annotation, molecular function: protein binding. Lineage: Eukaryota; Metazoa; Mollusca; Bivalvia; Ostreida; Ostreidae. The coding region runs from base 101 to 8434 and encodes 2777 amino acids.
UCCACCGGAAGUGACAAAGGAAAACAAACGUCCACAUGGCUGGCGAAAGGUGACUGCGGUUUUGAAGUUUAAUUAGUGAUGUAAGAAUGAAUUCCUGAAUAUGGGGAAAACGAAGAAUAAAAAAUUCAAAAUAGAGAGACCAAAACCAACAGGUUUGAUAAGUGUUAAAGAUGCAGAGAAUGAAAUGGAACAGAGUACAGACUCUCCAAACAGUGACUCUAUUCAUUCCUUGCUCGAGAAGCUUAGUGGCCCGUCAGAAGAAGAGAGAGAAUGUAGUUGUACAACUUUAGCCAAUCUUGUAUCCCAGCCAAGUGCUGUAAAAAUUCUCCUUCAACACAAUGUGGUGAAAAUCCUGGCUCCUGUGAUUUUAGAUAAAAAUCCUGAGAUUCAAGUCAAAGCCCUUGGGGCACUGAGAAAUCUCAGUGUGGAUGGUGGUGAAACAGUCUGUCAAGAAAUGGUCAAGAAGGAUGUUCUCACACCUCUCCUGAUUCUGUUUAAACAGUAUGAUUCUAACUGGACCCCAGAGAAAUCUACAGGAAAGAAACACAAGGACUUUAAGUCUUCCAUUUUUACAGAAGCUGUGCAUAUAUUAUGGAAUCUGUGUGAGAAUAGUGAAGAGGCUUUGGAGAUUUUUAACAACGAGAAUCUCUUGCCUGUCUUGUGUCCAUGUAUGCAGUACACAGUGUAUGGAGAGGAAUUGGCAGUCACUGUUGCAAACUGCCUGUAUACAAUAACGGAAGACAAUUCCCCUGUCAUCAAGAUGUUUCAGGACCCAGAUGUUCUUGGUCUUCUAAAUUCUUUGAUUUCUUUAAGCUCUGACUCAUCAGACCUUAUCCUCUUAAAAAUGCUUGCAACAGGUAUUAUGGUAAAUAUCAGCUCAGGAAAAGCUGCAAAUGGUUUAGGCAGUGUAUUGAAAUCUGUCUCGGAGGUAUUAAAGCUUGAAGCCAUGGAUGUAGCUCAGAAAGUAGCUGGUGCAAAUUCUUCCUUAUUAAAUGGUGAGAAUGGUAUGGUGACAGACGAGGAAAAUGGCGCACCACACAAAAUAGUCACCGGCCAGGAAGAAGUAAAUGAAAAAUUCCGAGAUGUUCAGAAUAUUUUGUCUGCUCAACAAGUUGCCCUGGAGAUUGUUGCAAAUUUAUGCUGUGUCAAUGAUGACGGCUGGGAAGACAUGGAGAACAGUGAGUCCAGUAGUUGUGAUGAGGACGUCGUGUCAGAAGAGGCCAUGGAGCAGGACACCAUUGAUAUGUUUUCUUCUCUCUGUGUUUCAACAGAAGUUCAGCAAGCAGUAAAAGAGUUUUGUUUAUUUGACAAGGUCUGUUUAAAGUGUUCAACAGUGGAGUGUGGUAGUCUUCCUAAAAGUGUUACUAAAAGUUUUGUGAGGUUACAAGCCCAUGCUCUUCUAUGUAUGAACAAUAUGGUGAAUAGUAUGGAUCUGGAAUUAUUAGGUGGAGCAGAGAGGCUACAUCAAGUGUGGACAAGUCUAGCUACUCUCAUGACAAAUAUUAAAAGUGCUCCAGGUGACAACCUUUUGUUAGAUGCAACCACCAGUGCAUUGCGUGCUGUGAUUCAGAAACUUGCCAGCUCCGGCUCACCCAAGCUGCUGGAGGUGUCAGUGUCUGACCUUCAGUUUCUCUUUGACCUUGGUCGCUCCUGUCAGUCAGCUGACAUCAAGGUCAACAUAAUAAGGGUCAUAUCAACAGUAGGCGUGGUGUUCAGCAAACAGACCGGUUCACUAAAUGUUGAUAUUAUGAAGAACAUAGGCGUUUUCUUGCUGACCAUUGUGUGUGGUGACAGAGACUUGUGGGUGGUGUCAGAAGCCCUGGAUUGUAUAUUCGAUGUAUUUGGGGAGGAUCAUCUUGACCUCAUUGCUCAGGAGAUAGGGCUCACAGACAGGCUGUCCAAAUUUAUACCAGACAUGAAAGCAAGAGUAAAUAUAGCUAAAAAGAAACCAGAUGAGCAUUAUCCUGUUAUUUCCACAGCAAGGACAAACCUGAUUCGGUUUGUGAAAUACAAACUCUCAAAAAAGAAGGGGUCCUUGGCCGACAUGCGUCAGGCUUUGAUUCUUUUUUCCUGCGCUCUUGUGAGCCUGAGGGGCGCAGAAAGCGCUGCAACUGCAGCACCCUCAUGUGGCACUGUUCCUGCAGAUAUUGUGUUUUUACUUGACUCUUCAGGAUCCGUGGGAUCAGCAAACUUUCAAAAGCAGCUAGACUUUGUGAAAAAAUUCGCUAACACAUUUGACAUAGGACCUAACAAUGUGCAGAUUGGUGUUGAGACGUUUGCCACGUCUCCUCACCAUCAGUUUUUCAUGAACAAAUAUCCAACUAAGAGUACACUGCUAAAUGCCAUAGGCCAUGUACCUUACCAGUCGGGUUCCACUCACACCGAUCUGGCUUUGAAGUACGUCAUGGACCAUGACUUUAAACCGGCUGCUGGGGACAGAGACCAUGUGGUCAACAUCCUUAUUGUGAUGACCGAUGGUCAGUCCAACGACCGCCAAGCCACCAUUACUCAGGCAAACAAGCUCCAUAGUAUGAACAUCAAAACAUUUGGUAUUGGUAUCGGUAGUGGAAUUAACAGGGCGGAAUUAGAACAUAUUGCAACUGACGCAAAACACGUCUUCACUGUAUCAAACUUUGAUGCUCUGAACACCCUGCAAGCAGAACUGAAGAAGACAGCUUGUGAAGUCGACGGAGCUUGGAGCAAAUUCGGAUCCUGGUCUCCCUGCACCAAAACUUGUGGUGGAGGAACUCAUUAUAGAGAAAGGUCUUGCAACAACCCUCCACCUGCCAAUGGCGGUAAAAACUGUGUCGGAGCUGCAAGAGAAACAGGAACCUGCAACACUAAAGCAUGCCCAACGACACCCCCUCCCACUACCAAACCCCCAACAACCCGACCCCCUCCCACCACAACUCCCCGACCAGGAUGUGGUGUUGUUCCCGCUGACAUUGUCUUUAUUCUUGACUCUAGCGGCAGUGUAGGAAAUACAAAUUUCCAGAAGAUGUUGGACUUUGUCAAGAACAUGGUUAAUGGUAUGGACAUCAGCACAACUGGAACAGAGGUCGGUGUCAUCACCUACAGUGACAGAACGCAUCUGGAAUUCCACUUGAAUGCACACCACGACAAGCAAUCCCUCACAAAUGCUAUCAAUAGCAUCAGAUAUAUUUCUGGAGGAACCAACACAGCUGAUGCCUUGAAAUAUGCCCGGGAAACAAGCUUCCAGACAGCCAACGGUGCCAGAAAUAAUGCUGCCAAGAUUGCUAUCGUUAUUACCGAUGGUAAAUCGACCAGUACCAUUGCCACAUCUGCCGAGGCUCAGAGGUUAAGACAGAAAGGAGUUACCGUAUUCUCUGUCGGUGUCGGAGCAGCCAACAAACAGGAACUGGACGCCAUGGCUACUGACCCAGAUGCUUCUCACGUUUUCGUUGUCAACAAUUUCGAUGCUUUAAAACAGAUCAAUGGUGAAUUGGCACAGAAAGCGUGCGAAGUCAAAGCAACCACCGCCCCACCACCAGCCAACAAAACAGACUGUGGUGCUAAGGCCGAUAUCGUCUUUUUACUGGAUUCCUCUGGAAGUGUUGGGUCCACCAACUUCAACAAGAUGCUAAAGUUUGUCGAGGGUGUUGCCCAGACGUUCAAUAUUGGACCAAAUGAUGUUCAGAUUGGAGUGGACACCUUCUCCACAGGACACAAAGCUGAAUUUAAUUUGAAUUCUCAUCUUGAUAAGCAAUCUUUGGUUACAGCCAUUAGUCACAUCCCUUACAAAUCUGGUUCAACUCACACUGGUGAAGCCAUCCAGUUUAUGCAUGCAAAUAGUUUCACCUCUGCUGCAGGAAAGAGGCCGGGCGUACCGAAGAUUGCAAUUGUUGUCACAGACGGUAAUUCUAACAACAGACAGUUGACUUCUGCUGAGGCCGCCAAAGCCAGAAAGGACAACAUUACCAUGUUUGCCAUAGGUGUUGGACACGGAAUCAAUGAUAAUGAAUUAAAUGCCAUUUCAUCAGAUCCUAAUAGCCAAUACACCUUCCAUGCUCAAAGCUUCGAUUCUUUGACUUCCCUUAAAGGAUCUCUAUCAUCUAAGACUUGUGAACAGGCCAAACCAACCGUAGGACCAGCUCCUAACUGCAAAGCUGGAAGUGUUGCCGAUAUCGUAUUUGUUCUGGAUUCCUCUGGAAGCAUCACGAAACCAAAUUUCGAUAAAAUGAUCAACUUUGUUAAGGACAUGGUAAGAAGUUUCGACGUUGGAGCAAACAAAAUCCGAAUUGGUCUUGAAACUUUCAGCAGCCGUCCCUAUCAAGAAUUCCAACUUAACUCCCACAUGGACAAAGCCUCUCUCUUAGCUGCUCUAGAUAAGAUCACCUAUAAGAGCGGUGGUACCAACACAGGAGAUGCUCUCAACACCAUGUACUCCAAAAUGUUCACCGCUGCUAACGGCGACCGUUCAAACGUACCAAAUGUUGCCAUCGUUCUCACUGACGGUAACUCCAACAAUCACCCCAAGACAGUUAAGGAAGCUAACAAUGCCCACAAAUCGGGUAUCAAUGUCUUUUCUAUUGGUAUUGGCAGAGGCAUUUCCAAAUCUGAGUUGAAUGAUAUUGCCUCAGAUCCUGACGCCGAUCAUGUUAUGACAAUUACAAACUUCAAUCAGCUCCAGCAAAUUCAAGGUGCCUUCCAGGCCAAGACCUGCAAUGUUAUCCCUCCUUCUCCUGGACCCAACAUGACUCCCCCUCCACCAAUCGACCCCUGCCAAGAUGCCAUCGCUGACUGUGCUAGAUAUGGCCAGUCCUCCUGUAUCGGACAAUACACUGAUUGGGCUAAAAUCAAUUGUCAGAGAUUCUGUCAAUUCUGUACACCUCAGAUCAAGACCCCACCCCCUCCAUGUGAGGACUCGCUCGCUGCCCCUCAGAAAUGCACUCAAUUCGACCCUAAUGUCUGCACCCAGUACAAACCCUGGGCUCAGGCAAACUGCAGAAAAUUCUGUGGAUAUUGCAGUCCUGAUGCAAAGGGACAACCCGGAUACUAUGGAAAGUGUUAUUACAAUGGCAAGACAUACACACAAGGACAGAGGUGGUCUGACGGAUGUGCUUACGAAUGUACAUGCGAUGAUGCCCUCCAUGGAAAAUACAGCUGCUACAACAAAUGCCCCGCCUACUACAACCUACCUCCUCAGUGUACUCUGACAAAGAAGACAGGAGAGUGCUGUCUGCAGCCCGUCUGUAACUUUAACCCUCAGUACCAGACUCAGACAGGCCAGAAGGUCGCCAACGUCAACGGAGUCAACAUGUGUAUGUAUGCUGGUAAAAAUUACUACCAGGGACAAACCUGGUCUGUUGGAUGUGAAUACGACUGUCAGUGUGUUGAUGCUGGCGCUGGAAUGUGGAGUUGUCAAUCAAAAUGCCCCGUUUACCAGAAUAUCCCAUCCAUCUGUCAUUUGGAGACUCCUGCCGGUCAAUGUUGUCAGGAGCCAAGAUGUGACUUCAGCAACCAGUUCGGAACCUUCUCCGGUGUUGGAACUAUUUCUGGAAACGGAACAGCAACCACCCAGCCAACAGCCCCUCCACCAUGCGUUGACAAGAUCAACAACUGUAAUCAGUACCAACUGGCCACGUGUACAGACAAACUCUACAGAGACUGGGCUCUGGUUAAUUGUCCCAAAUUCUGCGGAUUCUGUCCUUUGUUGAACCAACCUGGACCUGAUGAUCGCUGUGUUUACAAGGGAACGACUCACAAACAAGGAGAGACUUGGUAUGACGGAUGUGAAUAUGAAUGUUUGUGUGAGAAUGCUAAGUAUGGAUACUACAGGUGCAAUAAGAGAUGCCCUGAUUAUACAAAUCUACCUCUUGGAUGUAAUAUGGUGAAGGUCAAUGGUGAAUGUUGUCCUACUAUCAACUGUACUGCAGGAGCACAGGGAACUUUUGUAGGUUCUGGUACAGUGCCAUCUAUCGGAGGAUAUCCCAUCCCAUCUAUCAGACCCACAGCUGCUCCUAACCCGCUCAAUCCAGGCGCACCCACCGUGGCACCACAACUUGUGCCCAAGCAGAUUGAUGGAUGUUACUACAAUGGUCAGUUAUACCAGCAGUCACAGAGAUGGGUGGAUGGAUGUAAAUACUCCUGCAUUUGUGAUGAUGCUAAAACUGGAAGAUACAGAUGUUCUCCUAAAUGCCCCACAUUUAACACCUUGGAUGCUUCAUGCAAACUGAAGGAAGAUCCAAAUGAUCCAUGUUGUCAGGUACCAGAAUGUAACCCACCAUCUGGAUCUACUCUGAUCAAUGUCCCUGUUCCAUCGUAUGGACCGGGCAUCACAGGGUAUGGUGUUGCUAAAUAUCCUCCCGUGACUGUGACUGGCACCACCGGACCAGGAACAAGUGGAAGUGGAAGUGGAACCCCAUCCUCCUUCACCGGUUUUGGAAAUGUAGGACCAACUGUAUCAGGAUCAACAAAGGGUGUUUGCAUCUACAAGGGACAGGUCCACCAGCAGGGACAGACCUGGGAUGACGGAUGUGACUACAGGUGUACCUGUGUGGACGCUUCCAUUGGACAGUACAGAUGUAGCGACAGAUGCCCCUCCUACCAGAACCUUCCUCCUCAGUGCCGUAUGAUUCAGGACCCCAAGGAUUCUUGCUGCCAGACAUAUGUAUGUGAUCAAACUGUAACCACACCUCGUCCAAUUCUAGCUCGAACCACACCUGCAUCAGGAACAGGAGAUUACUGUGUGUACAAGAGCCAGUAUUACCACCAGGGAGAAGAAUGGAUGGACGGCUGUAGUUACAAAUGCCGAUGUGAGGACGCCAAAAACAAAUACUACCAGUGUACAGAAAGAUGUGGACAAUACUCCAACAUCCCUGUUGGAUGUACCUACGUCACAGAUCCUAAGGACUCCUGUUGUCGUAUCCCACAAUGCAGUGUCUCCGGAAGCACUGGUCAGACAGUGACUGGAUUCAAUCCAGCUGGAUACACCGGAAGCUUUACCGGACAAGGCAGACCCCAAACUGCAUCUGGAACUACCUCAGGUUCAACUACAGGAUAUUCAAGUGCCUGUAUUUACAAGGGACAGAUAUAUCAGCAAGGUCAGACCUGGCAAGAUGGCUGUGACUACAACUGCGAAUGUAUCGAUGCAACAAAGGGUAUCUACCGUUGCAGUGAUAGAUGUCCACGAUAUGGAACACUGCCCACUGAAUGUCAUUUAGUACCAGACGCAAACGACCAGUGUUGUCAGAAACCAGAGUGCAAUCCAACUGGUCCUGCCUCUUGCCGUGACGUCAAAGCUGACUGCGCAUCUUACGGAAGUUACGCAUGUCAUGAACCCUACGCUGGCUGGGCAAAGGAUAACUGCGCUAAAUUCUGUGGAUUCUGUGGAAAUGGCACCGCAACAACUCAGACAACAUCUUCCCCAGGAGUAUGCGCUGACAAAAUUCCAAACUGUAAAGACUUUGGCACCCAAUCCUGUACUGGACAGUUUACUGGAUGGGCCAAAUAUAACUGUCCCAAGACAUGUGGAUACUGUGGUGCCACAGGAACUGGUACUAGUGGUGGAACAGUGACAGGAACUGGAGGAACCGGAACUUCUGGGACAGGAACUUCUGGAACAGGAACAGGGGCUUGUCAGGAUACUCUACCUAAUUGUGUUGAAUUUACCAAGAGUUCUUGUGUAGAACCUUACAUCUCUUGGGCCGUGAAGAACUGCCCCGCCUACUGUGGAUUCUGUGGACCAAAUGGUACCAUAAUUGUUACCGGAAAUACUGGUGGUAUGACUGGAACAGGAACCGGAACUGGCGGUACUGGAACCGGAACCCAAGGUGGAAUGACAGGAAUAGGAAUGGUGACGUCUGUUCCAGGCAGUUCUUUCACAGGAACUGGUGGCGGAUGCUUGUACAAAGGACAACUGUACACACAAGGAGAACAAUGGAAUGAUGGAUGUGACUAUAACUGCACUUGUUCAGAUGCAUCCCGUGGAUAUUAUGUGUGUAGGGCACUAUGUCCUCAGUAUACUAACCUCCCACAAGGUUGUGUCAUUGUUAAACCAAGUGGACAGUGUUGUGGUCAGCCUCAAUGUACUGGGAGCACUGGAACUGGUACCAUGACAGGAACCGGUGGAACCGGUACGAUGACAGGAACCGGAACUGGUACCAUGACAGGAACCGGAAAUGGUACCAUGACAGGAACUGGAGGAACCGGUACCAUGACAGGUCAAACCCAGGGAUGUUUCUACAAUGGACAAUUGUAUCAACAAGGGCAAACAUUCGACGAUGGAUGUAAAUACACAUGCACAUGCGCAGAUGCUUCUAGAGGUUAUUACACAUGUAAAAACAAAUGCGUUGAUUGGCAGCUACCACCUGUCUGCUCACUGAACCCACCUGGUCCAGGUAAAUGCUGCCAGACUCCAAACUGCCCCGCAGGCUUCGUCAUCAAUUAUCCUCCAGGCUACACGGAACAGUAAUUGUUAGUAAAGCAGUUAAAAAUACUGUUUAUAUUUGUAUCAAAUGUUUAUAUGAAGAGUACAUUAAAACUGUUACAGGUUAAGCCUCCUAUU